Molecule: messenger RNA, 7979 nt
Organism: Caretta caretta (loggerhead turtle)
Lineage: Eukaryota; Metazoa; Chordata; Testudines; Cheloniidae
Product: maestro heat-like repeat-containing protein family member 1
Cellular component (GO): cytoplasm
Source: RefSeq, a predicted model, not a curated record
AUGCAGUCAUCUCGAAGAACUCCAGUUACAACUUCAAAAAUAUUCCAGAAGGCUUUGGGGAAGGGAGAAGGAGUAACCGAGCUCACUGAAUUGGACAAUGAGGAGUUGGAGAUAAAGAGCAUCCUAGAAUGUCUUGAGAACAAUGAUUUGCUGUCUGUGGAGCACCAGCUCCACAUCUUGAGAAACCUAGAAAGAAAAAUCAGUGUUGUCAAUCACCUGAACAGUGACCUGGCUCAGCGUCUGCUUGACAUCACCUCCAUUAAUCUAAUCAAGAAUACGGAACUGAAGAAGGAAUUUGAGGAGGCUGCCAUUGCAAUCCUAGUGGCCAUUGGGAAGCACUGCCCAGGAGAUGUCGUGGCCACGCUACAGGAAAGAUUCCAGCCAAAAGUUCUGCCCCACCACAGUGUCCUCUGUGCGAUGGAGAAGCUCUGUCAACUCAGUGUAAUGGCACCCUAUAUAGGUGCAAUGUGGGACUGUGUCCUGCCAGCCCUGCCCCUGGUCCAGUCAGAAGAAUAUAUGCUGAUAUUUAGUGAUGUACUAAGAGAACUCUCCAGGUGUGCAUCAAGGUACCUGGCACAGCAACCACAGGGAGCUGAGGAGCUGGACAUUACCAGAGAAACUGCAGCUGCCAAAGCCUAUGUGACUUUCUUGGUGCUCUUCAACAAAUGGUUCCCAACUGCAAAGGGAAAGGUGAUGGAAGCCACACUGGAUGUAAUUGGCCAGCUGUUUUUCAUCAUGUCUAUUCAAACAUUGAAAAAUCAUCUUCAGUGUUUGAUCACAGAACUCCUGCAUCAGUAUGAGACCGGGAUACAACAUUUUUAUGUCACAGAGUGCUUGUGCCAUCUUCUGGAUGCUGUACUGUGCCACAGGAAAUGGAGCAAGAGGUUGUACCAUAGUCUGGACAAUAUUUUCAGUACUCUAUUCACACAGGUUUGUGCUAAGUCUGAAAUAUCUGAUAUGCCAAGUAACUGGAACCAAACCUCUGCAUUGCGAGCCUUCCAGGUGCUGGGUCCUAUUUAUCAGGAGGAUAUUAUAGCUUUCCUCAGAAAGCCGAUGGAGGGCGCAGAAGAGGUGGAGUGCACUGCAGCUCUCACAGUCUUGAGAGAAGUUACCCAGGAGCCUCCCCAUAUGGACAAAGUAAAAGACAUCAUGGUGCAAUCUGUGGCUCUCCUCAUACAUGAAAACAACUAUCAGGUGAAAAGUCCUCUCUUGCAGCUGAUUAGAAGUUUUGCAUGCUGUGGGUAUCUCACCUUGCCAGGAGGCAGUGUACUUGUGAAUUUUCUCAUUCGGCAGUGUGAACUCCCUGUCUGCACCAUGAAGUCUGAAGGUGACUGGGAUGAAGAGGCAGUCCAGGUGUAUAGUAUCAACACCCUAAACCUGGUGCCCUGGAAAAUGCUAUUGCAGUUUGUGUGCCCUCUGGAGUAUGUCAACACUUUCAUCCCCAUCUGCAAGACCUUGACAUCUUUGUUCAUAAAGUCAGGGAAAGGAGGCCUAUCUCCUUACCUGGCGGAGUUACACAGAAGACCGACUGAACUCCCAACCCCUCAGGCACUCCUGCUACGCCUUUUGGUGAUUUCAUUGUAUCCCUACAAAGAUGGAGACUGUGGGGUUGUUGCUCUCCAACUGUUGCAUGCCCUCCACCCUCUCAACUCUCUCCAUCCUGUGAUGCAUUCAGAUUUGGGACAGUUGUGGAUGGAGAUGAUUCCUGAGCUUAUACAAUAUUUAGAAGCACAUAAUGAAGGAACUCUGGAAGAGGAGAAAUGGAAGGACAAGCUGCUUCAGCUUUUAGAAAGGUCAGUGGAAGCCAUUAUGGAUGAUGCAUGGUCCUGUGAGCUUGCAAAUGAGAUUCUUGUGAAAAGCAAAAGCUAUUCUCAGAGGCCCCAAGAUAAGAUUUUCCCGUAUAAAUUUUAUGGGGCAGUCCUACGGGCAUCAAGAAACAGAGAUCUGGUGAGGGAGUACCUCAGCAUUGUACUACGGACUUCUCAGCAGGAGGAAGCUGAGAGAGAGGGAAUUGCUUCUGCCGUCAGUCUCGUAGCCACCCGCCACCUCAAGGACACCUUGGUGGUGCUUCAGGAAUUCAUUAACGUUGUGAACCCAGAUGAAAGCUCACCCAGUGAGGAUGCACAGCAGAGUAAGUGGAGCAUGGCAUCCAGCACCCUUCACCUUUGCUAUGACCAGGUGGCCAAGGAAACAAAGGACAACAUCCUUCCCUGGGUGGACCACAUCCUGUCCCAAAUGUUAUACCAUUACUGCUGCCACACUGCCUCAGCCACGCACCUAGGUCUGAAGCUGAGCUUUCUGAGGUCAAUGGCUGCAUUCACCAGAACUGUUGGCAACAUCGCCCAGAAAGCAAAAGAAGCCCAUGAAUUCUCGCAGAAAGCUGUGAUCGUGGCAUUCAUGGUGAAGCUGAUUGAAGAAGAGUCAGUGAACUUGCUGUCUAACCCUGUGCGCCAGCAGGCCAUGAUUGUUGUCACUAACCUGAGAAAGCUGAAGCCACCACUAAAGGCUGAGAAGAAAGCUGUUCUACUCCGGGCAUGCUACAAAAGUGUCUUUUCUCUGCCUCCAAUAGAGAUCAUGUUAGCAGAGGCAUGUGAUAAUAUACAAUGCCAACACUCAGAGUCUCUGUACAAAGAAACUAUAGAUGCCUUGAGAGGAAUGCUUGAGGGUUUGGUAUUUGAAUGUCCUGUGGAGGUCCAGAAGAUUUUGGAGUACCUCGAGCCCUGGCUAAUCUCCAGAAAGGAUCAUGAGCGGGAACGAGCAAUGUGGUGCAGUGCCCGGAUCCUAAGAUGUGUGGCCAAGCUUCCCAAUUUUGACACAUCAAUUGAAUUCAGCAGACUGGGUCGCCUUGUUAGGCUGCUUGCCCUUCGAUGCCAUGACCAGGUGGACAACAUCUGCUUCUUGGCAGCCCGGGCAGUAUACAACUUGUAUUGUAUCCAGCUACUUAAAAAGCAGCUUGAGAAGGGACAUGGAGUGGAGAAGGUAGACACGCUAAAAAAUCUGGGAACGUACAGUCCCUCUGUGUUCUACAAUAACACCUCACAAAUCGCUAAGGCUUUUGCAGAAUAUUUUACCCCACUUCAGCUAACAAACCUGGUUCUGACAGCACUUGAUGGUUUGACAGAUCCCAGGGAGAAAAUAUCUCGGGCAGCUGGAGAACUGCUCAGUGCGAUUCUGGAAGAACGGGGAGCUGACCUGGAGAAGGUAGGCGAUGUAGAUGACACUCUGACUGGCAUUUACCAGCGCCUCAGCCUCAUCCAUGAACCCAUUACGAGGCAGGAAAUGUUGAGGGCAGUGUGCUUCUUGGCUGGAAACAACACCAAGAAAGUGGUGCCUAUCCUGUUGGACCACGCUCUCCCAUGGGACAGCAACACAACUGAGAUAUGGAGGUUCCUGGGCACCAGAAGAGAAACCACCCUCAAUGUUCUUCAGCUGCUGAUAACAAUCCUGGAGGAGAAACCAGUCCAAAAAGUCAAUAGCAGUAUCUCUGAUGAUGAGACCUCCCUCCAGCCUGUUGCUGUAACGUGUGCACUGUGUGAGAUGCUCUCGGUCCCUGGCUGCAGAGAUGCAGUGCAGGAACUUUACCCCCGCCUCUUAUUGGCAGUGCUUAGUCAUGUCCAGCGAGUCAUCGAGCAGAACCCAUUAGAGAACAUGGUGGUCUACAGGAAAGAGUGUGGCCAGGGGCACAGGCCCAAGGCAUUCGAUCCUUCCAGCUGUGCUCUGGAGGCUGUGAAGACCAUGCUCUCAGGCGCUGGUUACUUUGAGGUGUUAGACUAUGUGGAGGAACACAGAGGGUGGGACCUGCUGUCCAGCCCCAGUGACUACUAUUGUGGAAUAAUGGAGAUCACAAGUGCCAUGGUGAAGCAUUUCAAGCCUCUUCAUCUGCACAGGAUUUUUAACAAGCUGAUCCCGCUGCUCAACAGUGAGAAUGAGCAUGAUAAAAUUAUGUCCAGGGCCUUCUAUGCUCAGCUGCUCUGGCACCGUUCUGUGGCCCGAAGUCUGGAACUCGACGUCUUGGCCCCACUGAAAAAAUGGAUCCAAGAGCCAAAUCCCAUCAUGAGGCUGCUGGGACUCAGAGGAAUUAGUAAUUUAGCUCUCCAUACAGGGAAGGUGACACAUCUCAGAAAUCACCUUCCAGUCCUCCGGGAGUUCUUAAAAGAGAAAGAGGAGAGGAUUGCAGAGCAGGCCGUGAAAGCCCUACGAAAUAUCAUUUACUACAUGGAAGGGGAAGAGGUCAAGGUUGCAUUCUGCUAUAUCGUCCGGCCUCUUUGGCAGCUAAUUACUGAUGAGAGAGAAAAAGUGCGCAUUUCUGCCAUCAUUGCCUUUGGCAAAAUGCUGAAAUGUGUGAACAAAUAUAGACCUGGACCUGUCAUCCAUAAUGAAAUCUACUGUGCUCUGGUGCCUCUGAUGCUGGUCAUGCAGAGGAAUAAUCAUGAGAUACUCAAGGCAUGUGGAGACACCUUGGCAGAGUGUGCACAGGUAAUGGGAUGGAACCAGCCCAGGAACUUAUUCAGACAAAUGACACUGAGUGAUCAUCUUCAGGUCUUGCAAGAGAUGUGCAAAUUUCUGGUGAGGAAAUGCAGGAGAAUGGUGGGGGACUUCUUACUUGGGAGCAUAGCCUACCUAAAAAACCCACAGCCUCUUUUACGAGAGGCAGCAGCCAGGGUUAUAGAGUUCACAAUAAAGAAUUUGAACUUAAUUCAAGUCGACAGAGAUGAUGUGAUGCUACUGCUCAAUGCUCUUGAUGAUCUCAAAUAUGACCCUGUAGCCUCAGUUUGCAUUGCAGCUAUAGACACCAUAACAAAUAUUGAGACAGCUUGUUUGCCUGAAGCAGAGUCUCUCUCCAGAUUGAGGAGGUUUUUCUGUUCUCUGCCUGUUCAAAGAAAGAUGAAGAUUUUUAAAGACAGAGAAAUCCCAUUAAAGUUCAAGUCCAGCUCAAAGCAAUUGAGAGGCAAAACCGUCCCUGAAGAUACAUUAACAGCAAGCCAAGAAGAAGGGGGAAAGAGAAUGAAACAGAAGCUAUGGAAGCUCACAAGGAAUAUGAAAAGGGAAAGACUCUAAUGUUUUGGAAAUACCUUCCUCAAAGGUGCUGUAGCUGCACGUUAAAAUCAGAAAUUGACUGUGCUGAUGGGUCUGCAAACCUUCCAGUAGCUGCUAAGAGAGUGAAAAAGCAGAGUCACCCAGAGCAGCUGCUGAACCAAUUGAGGGAGGAAGAAAAAAGUCAGGGGAUAGUUUCCACCUCAUUUGGCAGUGGGACAUGAGGAAGUAUUCAGGUCUGAUGGACAUGAAGGAGAAGAAGACAGAAGACGCAGGAACAGACGCACGGGACAAGGAAAGUGACACCCUCAAGCCAUUUCUUCGGAGCACAAAGCUGCAGAUGGAGAGGGUCAGACCUGGAGGGGGGAGUGCACACAAUGCAAAAGGGACCUGCAAAAUCAGGCCGUGGUUAUUCUCUACAUGACAGAGGGUUUCCAUACUGUCCUGCCAUCUGCCUACCACAUAACCGAACAUUAUCUACCCUCAGCUUUACUCUAGCAGUGACCACUUCAGUUACCUUCUACAAGCUAUACCCUCCUCCUAGCACAAGUGCCAGCAUUGUAGUCUGGUUGCAGUGCUAUUUUUCUGGAGUGAUCACCACCCUGUGAGCAAAGGUUGAGUGCCCAAAAUGAUCAUUACAGUGCCUUUAUCUGUAAUCACCCCGAUCACCAGGCCCAUCACAGGACCUUGCCUUGGCACCAGUCUCACUUGUGUGUAAAUAAAAUCAAGUUGUGAAAUUACAGUAGCACUGGUGGAUGUCAUCCCUAACUAUGUUCCCAGUUGUUGACAGCAGUGGUGGGUUCCUGAAACUCCAUGGGCUUCUUACUAAUAAAAUGCUGCACCUUGCAUUGCUUCUCUUAUGAGCGGUAGCUGACUGCAUACAUCAAGACACAAUGGCUGUCAAUGAGAAUCCAACCCAAAACCUUCAGCACCAAAACUACAGGUUUCUCUUGAGCUAAAGGAACACUUUUAUAGCUGUAAAUUUGUAGCAGGCUGCUAUAAUCUCUGUCCCAGUCAGCCAUUAGAGGGGGAGACAAGCCUGUGUACUGAGGGCUUAAUCCUUUUCUCCUUGUAGUCCAUGGCAAAACUCCCAUGGACUUCAGUGGAAGCAGGAUGGUGCCUUAUGCUAGUGUAUUACAUUUCCCCCAUGCGCUCACAAAUGUCAAAGGAAUGUUACCUUUGCUAGACUGAAUCAAACCAGUGACUCAUCUAGUUCAGUAUCCAGUCACCAACAAUGGCAAGUAUCAUCCUUCAGAAGAAGGUGCAAGAAGCCUUUUCAGUAGGAAGUCAGGGAAUAACUUAAGAGCAGAGGAAGUUUCCUUCUAUACCCCAUCAGUUAAGGGCUGAAUUAUGCCCUUCCAAUGUUAUUUUUAUUGAUACUAAUUUAACUCUGGAUGUUGUUGUUAUCCAUAUAAAUAUCUAAUCCUUCUUUUAAUCCUGCCAAGCUUUUGGCCAAAAUGGUGUCUUGAGGUAGUGAGUCUCACAGGUAAUUGUGUGUUGUGUAGAAGAGAAGUAUUUUCUGCAAUAUUACAAAAAAUACAGUCUGCGGCAAUAAUGAGUAUAAUCAGUGGAUUUAUUUGCUCAGAGAGGCAACUCCAUCAAGUCUCGAGCUUGCCAAAGGCACAUUUAAUCAGCAUUCUGCACCACCUGAGUUGGUGGUGGGAGCAACUUUUGUCCCCGGUGGUGUAAACCAAAGGAGUAGCCGGUGAGAAGGGUGUCUCAGAAUCACAGUGUAGCCAGACACCACAUCUAUCGCUACUGUGGGGAAAGAACAAAGUGCCAUUCUGCCCUUUCUCAAACAGGCCAGUGUUCUAGAAAAGGUGCAUAUCUUCAGGUAUUUUGGUCAACUUGCCUACGUGAACAUCAGGCACCAGGCCUAGUACACACCAGGGGUUGCCUCAAUGGAGCAGUAACCCUUUUGAUUCCUGGUCUCCACUGCUUCCUUGUGUGAAUGCAGAAUGGGUAAACCUCUUCCACCUGAAGCAUUUCCACCAUUUGGGAAACUCCUUUGGUGCUCAAACCCUUCCAUUAUCUUAGGGAUAUAUAUUGUAUUUGGAUCACAUGCCUCUGCAGGACUUUGUUUAUUGACAGACACAUCUCUGUCACACAAGCACAUGCUGUUUCCAGAUCAAACGUAUGUGUCACUGAGUGGUAAUCAUCAUUGGUUGCCAGCUUCCACAGUACCAUAUCCACUGUCUUGUCUACGUUGAUUGGAUUUUGAUAAGGUUUUCACUCAAAAUUUUACUUAGUCUUUUGCAACACAUGUAUAGGAAUGAAAAAUGGGUCUGUUUUGAACACUGUGAAAAGGAAACAACUUUGAAAUUUUACAAAAAAUAAUUGUAUGUAUUUUUAAAUGGCGCUACUUGAGUGAAAAUGUCAAAACAGCAUAUUUUAAAGGUGUUACACACAGGAGUGCUGGUAAACUUGACUGAACUUUAUUUCCUGCUUCCAGAUGAAAAUAAUGCCUUAUGCACCCCAGCCCAGGAAAGCAAAAGGAUAGCAUCUGUAUACUUCAUUUGGGAGUCACUGGUAGGUAGGAGGCAACAGAGAAUUCAACAGAAGGCUUUUAUCAAAAAUGGGAAAUUCUCCACAGACUGCUAAUGUACCAGGGGUAUCGAGAGCAAAAAAACCUUGACUUGCUUGAAAGGACCACCCUGGCCUUGUUUAUGUGCCUUUGGACCCAGUUCUUGUCUCCAGAUUUGUCAUAUCUGUGUAGUCAGCGGGCUUGAAGGGACAAGGCUGAGGCCAAAACUAAUUAAUACUUCUUAACAGUUUUGAGGGAGGGAAAAAGCAUGGAUCCUCUAAACCUAUGAUAGAGCUAUUUUGCUAAUGCAAAAUUACACUGAUAAUGAUAUUUUUUCACUUUGUCUAAUCUGCCUUGUAAAUGAGCAUGACUCUCAUUUUUAAUUAAUAAAAAACUAUUGUACAAAGUUUCUUCUGUAAAA